Seriola dumerili (greater amberjack) is the source of this 2352-nucleotide messenger RNA. It is a transcript of the gene plppr4b, whose product is annotated as phospholipid phosphatase related 4. The record is from RefSeq and is a predicted model, not a curated record. The coding region runs from base 49 to 2352 and encodes 767 amino acids. Gene Ontology annotation, molecular function: phosphatidate phosphatase activity. Lineage: Eukaryota; Metazoa; Chordata; Actinopteri; Carangiformes; Carangidae. The transcript has 11 exons. Gene Ontology annotation, biological process: signal transduction; axonogenesis; phospholipid dephosphorylation.
CUUCCAUCGUCACAUCUCGGAUCUGUGCGGACGUCUGGAGGCCCGACCAUGUCUGCGAGAGAGAAGGGGAUCCUGACCAAAGACAGCGUCAGCCUGCUGCCCUGUUUCUACUUCGUAGAGCUGCCCAUCCUGGUGUCGUCCGUGGUCAGUCUGUACUUCCUGGAGUGGACGGACGUCUUCAAGCCGGUGAAGUCCGGCUUCACCUGCCACGACCGCAGUCUGAGCCUGCCCUACAUCGACCCCAACCACGAGGUCAUCCCCCUGCUGAUGCUGCUCAGCCUGGCCUUCGCUGGACCCGCCAUCACGAUCAUGAUUGGAGAGGCCAUCUUGUUCUGCUGUCUGUCUCGGAGGAAGAGUGGCGCCUGCGCAGAGGCGAACAUCAACGCCGCCGGCUGCAACUUCAACUCCUUCAUACGCAGAGCCGUGCGCUUCGUUGGCGUCCACGCGUUCGGUCUCUGUGCCACCGCCCUCAUCACCGACAUCCUCCAGCUGAUGACAGGAUACCCGACGCCCUACUUCCUCACCGUGUGCAAACCCAACUACACCACGCUCAACAUCAGCUGUGAGCAGAACCCCUACGUCAUGGAGGACAUCUGCUCGGGAUCCGACCCCGCGGCCAUCAACCAGGGCAGAAAAUCCUUCCCAUCGCAGCACGCCACCCUCGCAUCCUUCGCCGCUGUCUACGUUUCGAUGUACUUCAACAGCACUCUGACCGACUCGUCCAAGCUGCUCAAGCCCCUGCUGGUCUUCUCCUUCGUCAUCUGCGCCAUCAUCUGCGGUCUGACCAGGAUCAUCCAGUACAAGAACCACGCCAUCGACGUCUACCUGGGCUUCCUGCUGGGAGGAGCUAUCGCCGUGUACCUGGGCUUGUACGCAGUGGGAAACUUCCAGCCUAGUGAGGAGUCCAGCUGCAGCCCCCCUCCUCUGCUGCACCGCCCCCCCUGCUCUCUGCCCCACAUCAGCCAGGAGGCCGUCCUUCACCACCUGCAGAUGAAAGCCAGCAUGGCCGGGGAGCCGGGCAUCCCCACCUCCCACUCUGAGGGCCUCCUCCACCGGGGCCUCCAGCAGCAGAGGCCUGAUGACGGCAUGAAGCACGCCGGCGCAGACGUGGAGAUGAUCUCCCCCCGCGGCUCCCAGAGCAAAGACGCCAUGGUGACCUUUAGCCACACCCUCCCUCGGGUGCACACCCCCCAGGCCAUGGCAGCAUAUGAGGAGGCAGCCAGACGUCACGCCGCCACGCUCCACCACGCCUCCAUGGACUCCAGCCGCUCAAAGCAGCUUCUGUCUCAGUGGAAGAGUAAGAACAACCACAAAUGCUCCCUGCAGGUCCCAGACUCCUUCUCCUCCUCCGUGGACUCCUCGUCAGGUCAGUCCUCCCAGCACCCGCACCACCACGGCAGCAUGGAGCUCCGGUCCAGCUCCGAACCCUCGGCCGUGGGUCUGAACGGAGGCUUCGACGGUCACGCAUACAUGUCCAAACUGGCCACAGGCGCCAGCACCACCCUGCCCAGUAACUGCAGUGGCAUCACAGGAGGGGCCAGGAUUUCCAUGCAGUCUAGACCCGGGUCUUCACAGCUGGUGCACAUACCAGAGGAAGCUCACGAGAACUACAGCGUCGCCUCCCCGAGGACGGUGGGAGGAGGAGGAGGGAACGAGGGGAUGUCGGCAGUGAACAGCACCGUUCAGGCGAACUGGCACAGAGCAGCAGAGAAGACGGCGGCGUGCAGGACUAACGACACGGGGCAGAACUCCCAGCCCAGAAUCAUGCAGGUCAUCGCCAUGUCCAAGCAGCAGGGCCUGCUGCAGACACACUCCAAGAGCUUAGACGAAAGCAGCAUCGGCUGCAGCGCCGCCGGGAGCUGCCAGGGCUCCGCCCGCUACCGGGUGCUAACUGAUCCAGACCCCCCCACCAUCGUCCGAGUGGAGGCCCACCCGGAAAACAACAGGCCUGUGAUCCAAGCUCCGUCCACUGAUGGAAGCGGGUCGUGGAGGUGGCGCUCCCUGGAUCAUGGCAAUGGAAGUGGGAGUUUGAGGCAGUCCUUUGAGCUCAACGAUCUAAACAGAGACUCAGAGAGCUCAGACUCCGUACGUGAAGGCUCCAUCGACAGGAAACGCAACACCGGCCAAUCAGAGCAGAGGCUCCACCCCCAGGGCCUCUCGACCAUAAGGGUCACUCCAGGGGAUGGAGGAGAGACCGCCUCAGAAACCCUCUCUGUCGCCUCCAGCCGCGAGUCAACGCUGCAGAGAAAAGGCAAUAAUAUCAUCCUGAUCCCAGAGCGCGCCAACAGCCCCGAUAACGCCCGGAAUAUUUUCUACAAGGGGACGUCGAUGACGCCGGUGUUCAAGGACUGA